Molecule: messenger RNA, 1029 nt
Organism: Dendrobium catenatum
Lineage: Eukaryota; Viridiplantae; Streptophyta; Magnoliopsida; Asparagales; Orchidaceae
Product: signal recognition particle receptor subunit alpha
Exons: 1
Coding region: 1-1029 (342 amino acids)
Biological process (GO): intracellular protein transport
Cellular component (GO): signal recognition particle receptor complex
Molecular function (GO): GTP binding; signal recognition particle binding; GTPase activity
Source: RefSeq, a predicted model, not a curated record
AUGUUGGAGCAGCUGCUGAUCUUUACGAGAGGAGGUCUCAUUCUAUGGACGUGUAAGGAGCUCGGGAACGCCCUCAGGGGCUCUCCAAUCGACGCACUCAUCCGAUCCUGCCUUCUUGAGGAGCGAUCAGCUGACGCUGCCUUCAACUACGACGCACCCGGAGCCGCAGCCUACACGCUUAAGUGGACCUUCCACAACGAGCUCGGCCUUGUGUUUGUCGCCGUUUACCAGCGGAUCCUCCAUCUACUUUAUGUGGAUGAGCUUCUCUCCGCCGUGCGUCGUGAGUUCUCGCAGAUUUAUGAUCCUAAGCGUACUGCAUAUGAUGAGUUCGAUGAGAUUUUCCGCCAGCUUCACAAGGAGGCAGAGGCACGAGCGGAGGAGAUGAGAAAGUUAAAGCAGGCCGGAAAGGCGCCUCCUUUAUUGGGAAAGAAGCAGGUCCAAAGUGCUGCGCAGAGAGGUGCACAUCAGGGUGGUGGAAAGCAGAGUGGUGGUAAUAGUGAUUCUGUGAAUGAUGAAGAUGAUGGUGACUCAGAGAAACGGCAUGGGUUAGUGAAUAAUAGCUCUAAUGGACACCAAAAUGGGAUCAAGUUACGUGCUCCUAGCGCCAUUAAGGGGAAGGAGAAUGGACUGCCCCGUUCUGGUGCUUUUGAUGUAAGUAAAUUACAGAAACUGCGCGCCAAAGGUGCCAAGAAGAAUGCUGCCGGAGGAGCUAGUAAAGCUUCUAAGGAGGAGCCAAAGAAGAAUGUAAAAAAGAACAGGGUUUGGGAUGAUUCACCUUCUGAGUCGAAGUUGGAUUUUACUGAUCCUGGUGAUGAGAGAGGAGAUGGUGUCUUAGAGGUUGUGGCAGCUGAUCAGGGUGAAAGCAUGAUGGACAAGGAAGAGAUUGUGAGCAGCGAAAGUGAGGAUGAUGAUGGUGACGAAUUUAAGAGUGCCAAAGCCAGUGUGAAGAAGAAGAGCUGGUUCUCAUCUAUGUUCCAGAGGUACUUAAUCUAUUUUCCAUCUCUGAUGGCUUUUCGGUUAUGUGCGUAA